AAUACCAAACAUAAACUUUUUAACGCCCUGUAUCAAAACCAGCAGACAAUCGAAUCUCUCUCUCCCAGGCUCGUUCAGUCAGUCUGCUUUGCUCUCCCUCCGCUCCGACAUGCGAAGCCAUCUGAAGCCUAUCGAUCCAAUCAAUCAUUCAUAGCGACCAGUCGCCUCUUUUCUUCAGCUUCUUCUUCAGUUCUGCUCCCAGCCAUUAAUUGCUCAAUUCGGAAGCAGGCUUGGAUCUGUGGCGUCCUCUUGAUUCGAAGGGUCGAUUGGAUUGAUCCUGAAGUUACGGUUUUAGUCCGACGAUGUCAAUGAAUAUGCGGUGAUAAGCUGUGGAGCAGGCGCCACUUUGAUUGGAUUUGAAGAUAAACCAGCUCACCAGUCUCCCCCCUCAAGGGCCAUGGAUCCUCGGAGCGAUGCUGAUGCUAGUCCGGUGUCAAGUCUUUUUGCUGCAUUCUCAUAUGGAAUUGCUUCGAUGGCCAUGGUCUUCAUCAACAAGGCCGUCCUUAUGCAGUACUCGCAUUCGAUGACCCUUCUUACUGUACAGCAAUUAGUGACAGCAUUGCUCAUUCAUCUCGGUCGAGUGAUGGGGUACACAAAAGCCAAACGCCUAAACAUGGAGACUGCAAAAAAGCUCUUUUUGGUCUCACUUUUCUACAACGCAAACGUUGCAUUUGCUUUGGCAAGCUUGAAAGGUGUUAACAUCCCGAUGUAUAUUGCAAUAAAGAGACUCACACCACUUGCUGUACUGAUAGCAGGGUUUUUUCGGGGAAAAGGGAGACCUUCAACGCAGGUCACUCUCUCUGUAGUUUUGAUUGCGGCGGGGGUUCUUAUAGCAGCUUUGGGAGAUUUUUCUUUUGACCUCUAUGGAUAUACCAUGGCUUUCACUUCCGUGUUUUUCCAGACAAUGUACCUUGUCUUAGUGGAGAGGUCUGGUGCAGAAGAUGGGCUUUCAUCCAUCGAGAUCAUGUUUUACAACAGCUUUCUUUCUCUUCCUUUUUUGCUAUUUCUUAUCAUCGCUACGGGGGAAUUUCCAAAUUCUCUGGCGCUGUUAAUUGCAAAGAGCAAUUCUCUCUCCUUUUUGGUGAUUCUUGUUCUUUCACUGGUGAUGGGCAUCGUUCUGAACUACACCAUGUUCUUGUGUACCAUAGUCAACUCUGCUCUAACAACUACCAUUGUUGGAGUCCUGAAAGGCGUCGGUUCCACAACGCUUGGGUUUUUCGUACUGGGUGGGGUAAAAGUGCAUGGUUUGAAUGUGACGGGAUUAGUUAUCAACACGGCUGGGGGCAUAUGGUAUUCCUAUGCAAAGUAUCAGCAGAAGAUGCACAAGUCCUCGAAGCUGGCGUCCGAUCCCGAAGCACAUCGGAAAUAAGACUGGUCCAUUGCCAGUUUCUUCUUUCUCGGUAAAUUUUCCCCCAUAUGAUGACCGAUGUCGUCAAAGGAACAUCAAUAGUACAAAAAGAAAACCCAGAAAUCCUACUGUCCAACAGGACAGCUGCAAUGUACUUUAGUUUCAGGGUUGCAUACUUUUCCCUUGACGAGUAAGAAGGAAAUUUGCAUGAUUCCUAUACUGUCUGAUUAUGUCGUGAAGAGUUAGUUCAUCACUUCAUUAAAAAUGUGAGGAGAUUGAGCAAAA
Molecule: messenger RNA, 1633 nt
Organism: Punica granatum (pomegranate)
Lineage: Eukaryota; Viridiplantae; Streptophyta; Magnoliopsida; Myrtales; Lythraceae
Source: RefSeq, a predicted model, not a curated record